AGGCACACGUCGUCUCCUAUCGUCGUCGUCUCCCAUCCGCGGCGAGGCACACGGCAGCAUCAGAUUCCAUGCCCGCCAUUGCCGAUCUAUCCAUCAUCCUCCGUCUUCUGCUACCUUACAAAUGAGAUUUGCUUCCGCUAUAAAUCCCACCGCCGUCGCCGUGUAAUCAACCAACCAAACACAUUGCCAUCAUCCAUCGCCCGCCGGUGUGUUAAGCUUGCUCGAUCGGAUCCACCAUCCAGUUUGUUCAAAAGGAGUCCAUGGCGGACGGCGACCAGAACCAGCAGCAGCCGCCCAGGUAUUGGUUCCCCUACUGGACCGGGGCGCCCCCGGUGCGCCCGCAGGUGUCGCGCCGCCUGUCCCCGUCCUCGCCGCGCCGCCCGUCGCCGUCACCCUCCCGCCAACCCACUGCGCCGCCCACCAGAGGCGCCGCUCCUCCGUCUCCGUCUCCGACUCCUCCUCGUGCGGCCCAGAGCCAGGCGUCCCCGUCGCGGGCCUCGCCGCUCGCGCCCAUCCGAGAGCCGCCGCCCAACACCAACUCCAACGCUGAUGCUACUACCGCCACGCCGACCAAGCUGCCACCUAAGCCGAUCGCGGCGCCCAAGCCCAAGGACGUCGACGUCGUCCCGCAGCCGGACAAAACCGCCGUGCACCCGCCUGCUGCCGCUGCCGCUGAGACCAAGCACGGCAAGGCCGUCCAACACCACCACAAGGAGGCCGACAGGGACGAGCACAAGAGCAAGGACAAGAAGCACCACGCCGGCGAGGACGGCAAACACAAGGAGAAGGAGAAACACAAGCACCACCAUGCCGACGCCGGCCAGGACAGCAAGCAAGGCAAGGAGAAAGACAAGGAGAAGGAGAAGGACAACCAUGCCCAUUCCGGCGAGGACGGCAAGCACAAGGAGAAGGAGAAGGAGUCCAAGGCGGAGCACGGGAAGCUGCACGGGCAGAUCAAGGCUGGCGUCGCCAACGUGGUGCACAGGGCCACCGGCUCAUCCGGCUCCGGCCACGGCCACCAGGCGGCGAGCGCGAUCACGCUGGCGGGGGAGAACAAGGGCGCGUCCAUGAAGGUGGGCGGCGGCAAGAGCAAGGACGCCUCGUGGAAGGAGCAUCACGGCGGCCACCGGCUGGACGGCGGCGCCGUGGACGGCGAAAAGAAGAAGCAGGGGAUGAUGACGGCGCUGAUCAACAGCAACGUGCAGGUGAUCAACAACUCGCUGAUGCUGCACAGCUCAUGCAGCGGCGGCAACCCCGGCGUGCACCUCAAGCUCUCCGCCAAGUCCACCACCAAGGACAAGCAGGCUGCCGCUGCAAAGAAAUGA
This is a messenger RNA of Hordeum vulgare subsp. vulgare (domesticated barley), 1325 nucleotides long. RefSeq names its product swi5-dependent recombination DNA repair protein 1 homolog. NCBI's taxonomy places the organism in Eukaryota, Viridiplantae, Streptophyta, Magnoliopsida, Poales, Poaceae. The coding region runs from base 261 to 1325 and encodes 354 amino acids. The record is from RefSeq and is a predicted model, not a curated record. The transcript has a single exon.